Messenger RNA from Closterium sp. Naga37s-1, 6213 nucleotides. The record is from the annotation of a GenBank genome assembly. Lineage: Eukaryota; Viridiplantae; Streptophyta; Zygnematophyceae; Desmidiales; Closteriaceae.
AUGGCUGCUGCAGCGGCGACCACGGAGGCCGCAGCGGACGUGAAGGAGAACCCGCUUCUGUCGCUGAAUCUCGCGUCGAUUCCGCUGUUCGACAAGAUCGAGCCCAAGCACGUGGUGCCGGGCAUGCGCGCCAUUCUCAAGGAAGUGGAGGAGCAGCUGGACAAUCUCGAGAAGAACGUGCAGCCCACGUGGGCAGGCCUCGUGGAGCCCGUGGAGCGAAUCGGCGACCGGCUGAGCAUCCCGUGGGGCGCGGUGAACCACCUGAACGCCGUGAAGAACUCGGACGAGCUGCGCGCGGCGUUCGAGGAGGUGCAGCCCGACGUCGUCAAGCUCUCGCUGCGCCUGGGGCAGAGCCGCCCGCUCUGCGACGCGUUUGUGGCUAUUAGGGGGAACCAGCAGCUGUGGGACAGCCUCAGCGUGGCCCAGAAACGCGUUGUCGAGUGUGAGUGGGUGUGUGUGGGCUGGUGUUUGUUGCUGGUGCGUGUGAGUCGGGGUGUGCGGGGUGGUGCAUGCAACUCGGACGAGCUGCGGGCGGCGUUCGAGGAGGUGCAGCCGGACGUCGUCAAGCUCUCGCUGCGCCUGGCGCAGAGCCGCCCGCUCUACGACGCGUUUGUGGCAAUCAGGGCGGACAAGGCGCUGUGGGAGAGUCUGAGCGUCGCCCAGAAGCGCGUCGUCGAGUGUGAAUUGGGGUCCGAGCUCAUAUCCGCCAAGACCAGCGGAGUGGCACUGGAGGGCGAGGCCAAGACUCGCUUCAACGAGAUACAGCAGGAGCUGGCGCAGCUGAGAACCAAGUUCCAGAACAACGUGCUCGAUGCCACCAAACGCUUCGUGCGCAUUGUCACUGAUCCUGCUGACGUGGCGGGCCUGCCGCCCUCCGCGCUGGGCUUGGCCGCUCAGGCUGCCGUUGGCAAGGGUCGCGAGGGAGCCACGGCAGAGAAUGGGCCGUGGGCCUUCACUCUCGACAUGCCCUCCUACCUGCCUCUCAUGCAGCACUGCCGCAACCGGGGCUUGAGGGAAGAAGUGUAUCGCGCCUUUAUAACCCGCGCUUCAGAGGGCGACAUCGAUAACACCCCUGUGAUCACGCGCAUUCUGCAGCUGAAGCAGGAGAAGGCCAAGCUGCUGGGCUUUGAGUCCCACGCCGAGGUGCCGAUGCAGUGGCGCAUGGCGACCAUAGAGAGCGCGCACAAGCUGGUGGAGGACCUCCGGGACGCGGCCUUUGACAUCUCCGUCAAAGAGCACGAGGAGCUGAAGGCGUUCGCCAAGGAGCAGGGCGCGGAGGAAGCAGACGACCUGAGGCAGUGGGACGUGACGUUCUGGGGGGAGCGGCUGAGGGAGGCGCGGUACGAGCUGACACAGGAGGAGCUGCGGCCGUACUUCUCCUUCCCUGUUGUCAUCGACGGGCUCUUCAAGCUCGCCUCGCGCCUCUUUGAUGUCUCCUUCCAGCCCGCUGAUGGGGAGGCACCGACGUGGAAUCCUGACGUGCGGUACUACAAGGUGACAGACUCUUCCGGCAACACUGUCGCCUCGUUCCUGCUGGACCCCUACUCGCGCCCGGCGGAGAAGCGCGGCGGCGCGUGGAUGGACGGCAUCUGCAACCGCAGUGGCCUCUUUGCCGCCCCUGGCGCUGCCGCCCGCCUGCCUGUCACGCACAUUGUGUGCAACCAGACGCCCCCGCUUGGGGAUAAGCCCAGCCUCAUGACCUUCAAUGAGGUGGAGACGUUGUUCCACGAGUUCGGGCACGCGCUGCAGCACAUGUUGACUCGGCAGCAGGAGGGCUUGGUGGCGGGGAUCAGCAACGUGGAGUGGGAUGCCGUGGAGCUGCCCUCCCAGUUCAUGGAGAACUGGUGCUACCACAGGUGCGUGUGUGCUGCUACCACAGGUGCGUGUGUGCUGCUACCACAGGUGCGUGUGUGCUGCUACCACAGAGCCACGCUGCUGGGCAUAGCGAGGCACUAUGAGACGGGUGAGGUGCUGCCAGAGGAGCUGUACAACAAGAUUGUGGCGGCCAAGAACUUCCGCUCCGCUACCAUGACCAUGCGCCAGCUGCACUUUGCAGCGGUGGAUCUGGAGCUGCACUGCUCGUUCGACCCCGAGGGCAAGGAGUCCAUCUACGAUGUCAACAGCCGCGUGGCCGAGCGCAUGCUCGUGCUGCCGCCGCUGCCCUCUGACCGCUUCCUCUGCUCCUUCCUCCACAUCUUCGCCGGUGGCUACGACGUCGGCUACUACAGCUACAAGUGGGCGGAGGUGUUGUCAGCGGAUGCCUUUGCAGCGUUUGAGGAGGCGGGGCUGGAUGACGAUGAGGCGGUGAAGGCAACAGGGCACAAGUUCAGAGACACAGUGCUGGCUCUUGGGGGAGGCGCUGCUGCCAAGGAUGUCCGGUCCGGAUCCCCAACAACCCCUCCAGCUUUCAUGAUCAUCUUUCACUUCAUCUCGGCCUGGCCGAGCCAAAUCCAGUGCGGCGCGGUGCAUAGUAAGGAUGGACGAACAAUUCUCUCCUCGUCAUGCCUCCCGCCCAUCGCCCUACCUCUCCCCUCCGUCUCCCAGCUGCUCAAGAGCUUUCUCCUGUGGCUCAAGAACGACGUGGGCGUGUGGGGUCCCGUCAUCAUCUGGGGCGGGGGGUACGUGUUCGGGCUGCUCGUGGGCUUCGUGGCGGACUCGCUCGGCUCCACGGCCGGCGCCACCGCCGCCUUCCUCGUUGGCAAAACCGUGCGUCUCGCGCUGCCCCCCCCUUGCCCGUUUCCCCCCCCCUUGCCCGCUGCCCCCCCCCUUGCCCGUUCCCCCCCCACCUUGCCCGCUGCCCCCCCCCCUUGCCCGUUCCCCCCCCCUUGCCCGCUGCCCCCCCCCCCCCCCCCUUGCCCGUUCCCCCCCCCUUGCCCGCCGCCCAUGCUUUGCUUCAACAAGCCCUCCCUUGUUUCCACGGCGGGCGCCACCGCCGCCUUCCUCGUCGGCAAAACCGUGCGUCCCGCGCUGCCGGUACUUGCUGACAUCCCAUCCCCGCCGCCUAUCGUUGUUCAGAAUCGAUUGUUCCCACAGCCCCUCUCUAGCUUCCACGGCCCUCUCUCUUGCGUCCGUGCUUCCUCCAUGUCUACCUCGCCCGUAGCCGGCUCGUUUGGCAACACCCGUGUCUCGCCAGCCCACCACUUCCCCACACCCAUCCUAUGCUUCACGCCCCACCCGUUCCCGACACUCCACCCGUUCCCGCUAACCCUCCCAUGCCCGCCCGCCCGCCCACGGCCUCGUGCGGUGCAGAUCGGGCGCUCAUACGUGUCGGCGAAGCUCAAGGAGUACCCGCAGUUCCAACCAGUCGCGCACGCCAUCUCCAAAUCCGUUUCUCGGCCUCCUCUCUCCCUAUUUCCUGCAAACUAUCUCGCCCCCUAUAAUCCGCUCCCUCCCCCCUUCACGCUCCCCCGCCCCCUCAUGCUCCCCCGCCCCCUCAUUCUCCCCGCCCCCUCAUUCUCCCCCGCCCCUCAUUCUCCCCCGCCCCCUCAUGCUCCCCGCCCCCUCAUUCUCCCCCGCCCCCUCAUUCUCCCCCGCCCCCUCAUUCUCCCCCGCCCCCUCACUCUCCCCCGCCCCCUCAUUCUCCCCCGCCCCCUCAUUCUCCCCCGCCCCCUCAUUCUCCCCCGCCCCCUCAUUCUCCCCGCCCCCUCAUUCUCCCCCGCCCCUCAUUCUCCCCCGCCCCCUCAUUCUCCCCCGCUCCCUCAUUCUCCCCCGCCCCCUCAUUCUCCCCCGCCCCCUCAUUCUCCCCCGCUCCCUCAUGCUCCCCCGCUCCCUCAUGCUCCCCCGCUCCCUCAUGCUCCCCCGCUCCCUCAUGCUCCCCCGCUCCCUCAUGCUCCCCCGCUCCCUCAUGCUCCCCCGCUCCCUCAUGCUCCCCCGCUCCCUCAUGCUCCCCGCCCCCUCAUGCUCCCCCGCCCCCUCAUUCUCCCCGCCCCCUCAUUCUCCCCCGCUCCCUCAUGCUCCCCCGCUCCCUCAUGCUCCCCCGCCCCUCAUUCUCCCCCGCCCCCUCAUUCUCCCCCGCCCCCUCAUUCUCCCCCGCCCCCUCAUUCUCCCCCGCCCCCUCAUUCUCCCCCGCUCCCUCAUGCUCCCCCGCUCCCUCAUGCUCCCCCGCUCCCUCAUGCUCCCCCGCUCCCUCAUGCUCCCCCGCUCCCUCAUGCUCCCCCGCUCCCUCAUGCUCCCCCGCUCCCUCAUGCUCCCCCGCUCCCUCAUGCUCCCCCGCCCCCUCAUUCUCCCCCGCCCCCUCAUUCUCCCCCGCUCCCUCAUGCUCCCCCGCUCCCUCAUUCUCCCCCGCCCCCUCAUUCUCCCCCGCCCCCUCAUUCUCCCCCGCCCCCUCAUUCUCCCCCGCCCCCUCAUUCUCCCCCGCCCCCUCAUUCUCCCCCGCCCCCUCAUUCUCCCCCGCCCCCUCAUUCUCCCCCGCCCCUCAUUCUCCCCCGCCCCCUCAUUCUCCCCCGCCCCCUCAUUCUCCCCCGCCCCCUCAUUCUCCCCCGCCCCCUCAUUCUCCCCCGCUCCCUCAUGCUCCCCCGCUCCCUCAUGCUCCCCCGCUCCCUCAUGCUCCCCCGCUCCCUCAUGCUCCCCCGCUCCCUCAUGCUCCCCCGCUCCCUCAUGCUCCCCCGCUCCCUCAUGCUCCCCCGCUCCCUCAUGCUCCCCCGCUCCCUCAUGCUCCCCCGCUCCCUCAUGCUCCCCCGCUCCCUCAUGCUCCCCCGCUCCCUCAUGCUCCCCCGCUCCCUCAUGCUCCCCCGCUCCCUCAUGCUCCCCCGCUCCCUCAUGCUCCCCCGCUCCCUCAUGCUCCCCCGCUCCCUCAUGCUCCCCCGCUCCCUCAUGCUCCCCCGCUCCCUCAUGCUCCCCCGCUCCCUCAUGCUCCCCCGCUCCCUCAUGCUCCCCCGCCCCUCAUUCUCCCCCGCCCCCUCAUUCUCCCCCGCCCCCUCAUUCUCCCCCGCCCCCUCAUUCUCCCCCGCCCCCUCAUUCUCCCCCGCCCCCUCAUUCUCCCCCGCCCCCUCAUUCUCCCCCGCCCCCUCAUUCUCCCCCGCCCCCUCAUUCUCCCCCGCCCCCUCAUUCUCCCCCGCCCCCUCAUUCUCCCCCGCCCCCUCAUUCUCCCCCGCCCCCUCAUUCUCCCCCGCCCCCUCAUUCUCCCCCGCCCCCUCAUUCUCCCCCGCCCCCUCAUUCUCCCCCGCCCCCUCAUUCUCCCCCGCCCCCUCAUUCUCCCCCGCUCCCUCAUGCUCCCCCGCCCCCUCAUUCUCCCCCGCUCCCUCAUGCUCCCCCGCUCCCUCAUGCUCCCCCGCUCCCUCAUGCUCCCCCGCUCCCUCAUGCUCCCCCGCUCCCUCAUGCUCCCCCGCUCCCUCAUGCUCCCCCGCUCCCUCAUGCUCCCCCGCUCCCUCAUGCUCCCCCGCUCCCUCAUUCUCCCCCGCCCCCUCAUUCUCCCCCGCCCCCUCAUUCUCCCCGCCCCCUCAUUCUCCCCCGCCCCCUCAUUCUCCCCCGCCCCCUCAUUCUCCCCCGCUCCCUCAUGCUCCCCCGCUCCCUCAUGCUCCCCCGCCUCCCUCAUUUCCCCCGCGCCUGGCAACAUCACAUAUCGUGCUGUUUCUGCGGCUGGUGCCCAUCCUGCCCGUCAACGUGAUGAAUUACGUGCUCUCCAUCGUGCUGCUGCUGCGGCUGGUGCCCAUCCUGCCAUUCAACGUGAUGAACUAUGUGCUCUCCGUCACGCCCAUCAGCCUCUCCUCCUACGUCCUCGCCUCCUGGAUCGGCAUGAUGCCCAUCACCUUCACCUUCGUGUAUCUGGGCACAACCAUUAAAGACAUUUCGGAAAUCGGCUCCCCGGGAGCUGCUGGGGCAUCGCAAUGGUCUUGCUGCAUGUGGCAUCUACCCCCUUUUCCCUUACCUGUGCCUGCAACUCACUCUCCCCUGUAUGCCCCCCUUCCCUGCCUCCCCCCUUCCCUGCCUCUCCCCCCUUCCCUACCUCCCUUUUUCUCUCUCCUUUUGUCCCUCUGUGAUGGUGCAUCUGCAGUGGAUGCUUGGGGCCGGCCUUGCUGUCACAAUCGUGGCGACUGUGCUUAUAACGAGGAUAGCAAAAGACGCCCUGCAGAGGGCGAUAGAGGAGAACCAGCAGCAGCACUGCGGCCUGCUCUCGCCCCCCGCCUCUUGCUCCUCCACCCCCACCGCCCUCACUCCCCACACAAACAACACGUACCAUGUCCCCUCUCCGCACUCCAUGGAAGCUUGCUCUAG